Molecule: messenger RNA, 186 nt
Organism: Dibothriocephalus latus
Lineage: Eukaryota; Metazoa; Platyhelminthes; Cestoda; Diphyllobothriidea; Diphyllobothriidae
Source: the annotation of a GenBank genome assembly
AUGAGCCGAGGCCUUACUUUGACCUGUCUUUCUGAAGAAAUUGAAAAGGAAAAGAAGAAGGAGAAGGUGGAGACUGCUGUGCUCAGUAUUACCGCGAAGCACCGCAAGAAGGAGCUUGAGAAGAAAAAACCACAGCCUUCUGCCUCAAUCCCCACACCAGACGGCGCCGAGAAGAUGGACGUGUAA